Messenger RNA from Formica exsecta, 8132 nucleotides. It is a transcript of the gene stet, whose product is annotated as protein rhomboid. Gene Ontology annotation, molecular function: serine-type endopeptidase activity. The record is from RefSeq and is a predicted model, not a curated record. Gene Ontology annotation, cellular component: membrane. NCBI's taxonomy places the organism in Eukaryota, Metazoa, Arthropoda, Insecta, Hymenoptera, Formicidae. The transcript is spliced from 10 exons. The coding region runs from base 770 to 2023 and encodes 417 amino acids.
UUCGUGCACGGACCCGAUCGACGAGUAUCGAGGUAUGAAUCGAGAACGUCGCUAUAAAUAGGUUUAGCGUUUCUUAAUAUAUACCAUGUAUAUUUAUAUCCGGACUUAUCUGUGUAGCUACUAAUCGCACAAUCAAUUUGAACGCGGUUUCUGUGGGACAAUACUUUAAUUACGCGAUCACUUUUUGACUGAGAAUAUAUCGUUUCAUGUUCAAUUAUCUAUUAUUAUGGAUACUAAUUAAUCGGCGAAGCUGUUGAGAUAAGUGACAGUUCACUAUUCUCCGUUUAUUCGCCAGUUUUGCCAAUAAUAUGCUUUUUCGCGACGAGAUAUUUUCGAUUGUCGCGUCGAUUACUUUCACGUGGACGGAAGCGGUACAUGCCGGCCGGGCCGCCGGUUGAUCUCGCGGCUACGUUCGUUUCUUCGUGAUUCGGUGCGAUUUUCGUGCACGUGUAUCGCACGUCGUCGUGUGUAAUGUGAUCCGGUUUCGGUUUCGGGAGUGUUCGGAACUCGGAGAUCGACGUUUCGCGUCGCGCGUGAAGACAGCGCCGAGUCUCGCUGGUGCUAGUACUUUAUCACGAUCGCACACAACUUUGAAAUGUGACACCAACGAAUUGCGAGAUUCUAAUAUCGCGAUUGAGAAUGUGCUCCUUCGCGGCUGUUCACUCCUGGAUCGUCUCGUCGACGGCGGACUGCGUUCUCUGCAAAAGAAAGUACGAGAAAGAGGGAGGAAUGAGGAGAUUCACCCGGUGACCUCGUGCCGCGCGCGGUAAUGCUACUGGCAAACGGUACCUCUAUACCGACCAUCGCCGGUGCUGUCGAGGAGGAGGAAGAAUAUGCACGCAGUGAGGCGAAUAGCGCGCAUUACGAUGGAUACGUUACCGAUCACACCGAUCUGGCCUCCGAGAUCGAUAUUGACGAAUCGGAAUAUAGGCGAGAAUUACUCAACGAUAAAUGGCGAAUGCUCUUUGACAAGUUUGAUCCGGAGGGUUUUGGAGAGAUACCACUGGAGGACUUUUUGACAGCCUUAAACAGUCCUGAAUGGAAGGCGGAGAUACCGACGAACAAACGUGAUAUACUUCUGAUCAGAGCGAAAGAGUCGCGUGUUCAGGCAGUGACUUUUCAGGAUUUCGUCAAUGUGAUGAGCGGCAAACGGACAAGAAGUUUCAAGUGCGCUGUGCACCAUCGGGACCGUGAAAUCUGUUCCGAAAACGAUUUCCACCUGCUUGUGCACGAGCCGCCUCUGUUUCACAGGAUGGUCCGCAUGAUCGGCGAUGAAUUCCUCACGGAGGAACGGGACCGAAAGUAUUACGCCGAUCACUACACAUGCUGCCCGCCGCCUCUCUUCAUCAUUCUCAUCACCCUCGUGGAGUUGGGUUUCUUCACAUACUAUACAGUGGCGAUGGGGGAGGUGAAUCCCUCGGGGCCGGUGCCGAUCGACAGUGUUUUCAUUUAUAGGCCGGACAAGCGACUCGAGCUCUGGAGGUUCGCCUUCUAUAUGUUCCUGCACGCUGGGUGGCUUCACCUGCUGUUUAACCUGGGGGUUCAGGUGGUCGUGGGACUUCCCUUGGAAAUGGUGCACGGAAGCCUGAGGAUCGCCGCGGUUUACAUGGCCGGGGUUCUUGCCGGUUCGCUGGGCACGUCGGUGUUCGAUACGGAUGUGUAUCUAGUCGGGGCGAGCGGGGGCGUUUAUGCCCUUUUGGCAGCGCAUCUAGCCAAUGUUCUCCUCAACUAUAAUAAUAUGGAAUUCGGGAUAGUUCGGCUCAUUGGCAUUUUCGUCAUCGCUAGCGCUGAUGUAGGCUUCGCGAUCUACGACAGAUACGCUGCGGAGCAAAUGGGUCCGCCAGUGUCGUACGUCGCCCAUUUGACAGGCGCUCUGGCUGGUCUGACGAUCGGCCUUCUAGUGUUGAAGAACUUUGAGCAACGGCUACACGAGCAGUUACUUUGGUGGGUCGCUCUAGGCGUUUACGCCGCUUGCACGAUCUUCGCGGUCAUGUAUAAUCUGAUGCAUCCAGACUAUCCAUGACGCGAGGUCAGCUUCGCGUACGGCCAGCCGAGGCACACGUAACGCGAAGCUGAUCGCCCAUGGAAAAAAAAGAAGAAGAGACGGAGGAAAAGACAGGAGAAACCUUGUUGAGCGAUGUCGAACGAGAUUGUCAUUGGUGUGUGUAUUACGGAUCUUUCAUAAUGUAUUAGAGCGAGAUGUUUUUUCCGAAGCACCGAAAGCAAGAGGCAUGUAAAAACAAGAGAUGUGCGAUGAAAUCAUCAGCAGUCAUUCUCCUCAUCAGAGAAAACGUGACUUUGAUCGCCCUUCGCGCAAAAAGGAUCGUAAUUUCGUCGUAGUAUAUAUUUUCUUCCGAACCGGCCUGUUCGCGCACGAUACUCGAGAAAAGCGACAGAGCGCCCGUCGGGAAAACUGCGAAAAAUGAGCGAGGAAAUAUAAUUUAGUAUUAAUAGAAAAUUCUAAAAGAUGAGAAGACUGUACGAUUCGAUAGUGGGAACGAUAGGUGACCGGUAAAAGCGAUGUACUUCUGUCAGAAAGACGAAAGAGACGCGAGAGAAGACGAACAUCGAACAAAUGUUUUGCGUUCUUGUUACGUUUUGUCUUCCAUUUUGUUUUCGUGGAAGGAGCGAUCCGCAUCCGCUCCAUAAUCCCGCGGAAGCUUCUUAAGCGCAAUAUCAGACUACUUUAUUAUAGCGAAAUGCGAAUGAUUUUGAAAGCGCGUAGUUAAAAAGAAACAACAUCUAGGUUCGUGUUCUUUUGUCAUCAACAGGACAGGCGAACGUCAUUCUUGCGAAAUGAACAUCCCGAGCUGUUUGCCACAAUAAAAAUGUCUUCGCGUGUUGUUCUAGAGAACGAUAGAACAGCACACGAAAAACAUAUAAAUAUAAUAUACUUCUUCGUCGGUUUCUGAGAAGAGAAAGUCGCGUGAUCGCGUACCUAGUUGUCCGAAUCCGCCGCUUCUCCAUAUAUCUGACAAAAAAAAACCAAAGUACCAAGUUGGAUGACAACGAGACCGGCCAAAAAAAAAAAUCCUUCGACGAGGAAACACUUCUAUUCAAAACGGGGACAAGAAUACGUCGAAGAGAGGAAUUUUCUUUCACGACUUUCGUCGUUCGUUUAUUUUUGUGUAAUGUCGGUCGCUGUCAUCCUUGGAAAAACCAAAGAAUCAUACUCGACUGUGUAGGCAACGCUCGCUACGUUUAUUGUCAUGUUGCUGAAGAAGUUUCUUGCUCAGUGACGAGAGGAAUGAAGGGACAAAGAAAGAGAAAGAGAGAGAUUCGACAACAGCGAAGUAAAGCAGCAGAAGAGACCAGAAAGGGAAGCAGAAAGAUCCCGAGACCUAAUGGAUCCUUCGUGAUCGAUGAAACAAUUGUACAAAUGACCAUGGCGAAGAGUUCAUGAGAGGACCAUGACGGAGAACACGAUGAAACAAAAACCGCGGGACAGUCAAGAGAAUUGGUAACCAUCGACAAGACCUCUCUCGAGACUUUCCUGAAACAUUCGACCCGUGAGACAAUUCGAGGAUGUGGAUGGAACGCAAGAGUGCAGAAUGCGUGAAACUUGACGAUGAAGAGCUUGUGUGUGAUGGGAGAUUUUUUCUAACAUGGGAUGAAAAUAAUCAGUUGUGAAAAAAAUUCUAUGCAGGGCAAAAAGAUUGCUAACUGAUCAUUAAUUUCAAAGUAGUAUGACGAAUAUUUGAAUUAUGAAUAAUUAUAGCUCUCGUAAAAAUAAUAUAUUAGUUAUGAAACUUAAAUAAUAAUUAAUUUAUUUUUUUGUUUGCAUCGUUAUAUCUGCUAAUACCGGUUUGUUGCAAAAACGCGACAAAGUGAAUUUAUUCUGAACUAAAAAAGGCUAUUUUGUGUUUCUCAAAUUUUUAUAAUCAUACUUUGGCCCAUGCGCUUAUACCGUAUUUUCUAUAGACGCUUUGCAAUUGCGUAUUGUCGAGUUUACAUAUUAUCUUCGUCAAAAGAGAAAACAAAAAGAUUAACAAAAUUCACUACUAUUCGAGCAAAUGAGUAUGUUAUAAAUCGAUCACUAUACAAGUACAAAUUCAUUAAAUCAUAAAAUUUAUUUAAACAGCCGUUGCAUUUUUUAUCGUUACAAAUUUUUGAAGAACACGACAAAACCGAAGCGAAAAAUUUAAAAGAAUCUUCAUUUCCGCACUCGCGAAAAUCAAAACCAUCCCGACACGCAUCGCCGUCGAAACUGGUACUGUAUUGUAUAAUCGUUAUAAAGAGAAAUAUACUAUUUAAUAUUAUAGAAAAAUAAUAUUUCCGGAUAAACAUCGGGAACUAUCAAUUAUAUAUAUGUAUAUAAAUGGAACGGCACUUGUGCUUUGAACGUUUCGGCGCGCAUUGCUAUUUGUGUGGUCGUGAUUUUCGCGAGAGCUCGCGAGCUUUCCACCUGAUGGGAUGUAAUAACGCGUAAUGUAACGGCGAUCAAGCCUACGACAAAACAACAACUGGCCGAUCUGUCAGCCCGAUUUCAAUCGCAAGCUGCGCUUUCGAUAGUGGCCGCUCGUUAACGUCCUCGCAAAAUUAUCCCCAUCCCCGACGGCGCAUCUGUUUGCACGCGCGAUCAUUAAUGCGCAUUAAUUGUAUACCAUUGUACAUAUCUGUAUAUAGCAUAGAUACUGUGUAUGUAUUUUGCGUGCGUGUAUGUGUGUGAGCGUGUGUGUAUGUCGAAGCGUUUUAUGCAAGCGAGAUGAAGAUAGAGGAGGCGCGAGACAGAGCAAAGAGGAAGAGCAACAAAAGAAAAAGAAGAAAAAAAAGAGUUAGUUUGAGUCACAGUCUAGUCGUUUCGCGUCAUUGUCUGGUAAGUGUAUGUCUAUACACAUAUAAAUAUAUACAUAUUGUAUUUAAAUGAAAGAGAGGAGCCGCGCACGCGCGCGCGGCGCACAUCUCGGGAGAGCACGCUUAGUGUACAUAGUCACACGCGACAUAUGUUCCUCACUUUUAAUUUAUCAUUGUAUGUUCGGAAUCGGAUCGAAUGAUUGCCGCCCGCGUGACGUGCGAUCUAUAACGAUAAUUGUACCGUCGAUAGCUCGUAUCUCCAGCCGCUACGUUUAGCCUCCACUGCGCUGUCCGAUAGGUCGUCUAGACCGGGCGUAUUUUCACCGCGCAAAGGGGUUUAGCCGUGAACACCCUUGUUUGAUUUCUAUCGAGAGGGAUAUUCUUAUUUGACUCACAACUUUCGCGCUACGUUAAUUAAAUGUGGAUCGGUUACGCGCGCGAAUUUUCUUUUCAGGAUCGUACUAUUAUAUUUAAGUUAUUUUGGAUAGAAUCAUAUAAAUCAGUUAAAAAAUGUAUUUUAUAUAAUAUUUUCGUAAGAGGACAAAUUAAUUUAUUUAUAAAGUUAUAAUUGACAUAUUAAAAUAAUUAUAGUUUACGGAAAUUUUGAUUUAUUCUAUAAUAUAUGGAAAGACUAACUUCGCCCAACAGCUCACGUAGCGCAAAAAAAAACAACAAAAAAAAACAAAAAAAACAAAAAAAAAAUACGAUGAUUGAUAAAGUUCAAAAUCGGAAGCUAAACGCGGUACUGAACGAAGUUGCGAGUACGAGCCAAAGUUUGAACAGCAGUUUGGAUAGUUGCGGUACGUGUCUCUCUAUUAUUUAGUUGAAUAGAUUGUUCGAUUGUCGAGAUAACCCGACGCACUGCCUAUUUUGUAAUACGACUUAGCGCGAGAUGCGCCUUUUAUUUCCUCAGAGUCCGCCGUUAACCCGAUUCGUGCGACAUGAAUUCCGUAAUUAAACGUAAAUGCCCCGUUUUUCUUGGCUACGUUUCUCGCGAAAUGGUAGUAGGGAAAACGCGUUUGACUUCGCGUGUGUGUUCUUGUAUAACAAUUAAUUAGCAAUUAUACUAUUGUAUUCCUAGCGAUGGCGCGCAAACGUAUAUAUAUUCCGCGAAAUUCUAUAUUUAUUUUUCGUAAGAAGAGAGCCAGCUGUCGUCGACGGAUCCCGUGUGUACGAAAACAGUUCUUUCCGAUACUUUUUGAGGUUUUCUCCUCCGGCUUUGGGAAAACCCACGCAAGUGCCACGGGAUGAGAAGCGCAAAAAUCGUCAAUGGAUCGACGACCGAAAAUUAUUUUCCCACGUAUGCAAUUUAGGAUAGCGCAUUUAACGUUUAAAGGGGAGAGAAGGCCGAAAUUCUGCCCGGUGGGUUGGUUCUUCCUUGUUUCGACGGGGAUCAAACUAGUAUAUUAUUAUUUACAUUGCACCGCGAUACGCGUAAUGUAUGUGUGUGUAACAACACUCUAAUACACGAUAUACCAAAUAAUAUAAUAAGAUUUAGUACGAAACACAGUAAUAUAUUAUUAUUAUUUUUAUUAUUAUUACUGUUAAUAUACCAAUGCUAUCGCAUACUUUGAAGAAGAAAUAAUUUUCGAUGUGCUAGCGUGUAUGGCACGGCCUGAAUAUGGUAAAGGUAGACUUUGGAGAGGAAAGUCAAGAGGACGCGAAUCGAGCGCAAGCGAGAGAUCAAACGAGAGUAAUUAACGAUGCUAGUCAAUUAGUACCCGCGAAGGCAGCUAACGCCAGAUCCUAGCUUAAAGUACGACGACUAUCUAACUCGCUUUAAGGCGACGAAAGAAGGUCGAGACCUCCGGUGACGUUAAAGAAGAAGGGUGGCAUGAAAGAAAGAAAGAGAGAAAACGGGAAAAGGAGAAGGUGGCGGCUGAGGGCGUUUAAGAGCUCGAGAAUAUUGAGAGAGCCAGAGGACGUUGAAGAGCGCCCAAAGAUGGUCGCUCAAAGAGUCGAAAAGAGCUUCGAUACCUGGCUGGCUGAAUGACUCAGUCGACAGUGUGCUUGGUAUAAACGCGAAAUGCAAGAGGGAAGCAAAAGUUAUACUCCUAUUAUAAUAUCGCGAGCGCAUGACACAGCAAAUGCGCUCAGAAAAAAAGUUGCGUGCAAGUUGCGAACGAUUUAUCAGGACCGCGAGUGUUUCCGAAUGUAAUCUCAGACAGCGAGAAAUUAUAUUAUUCUUGUUUAUAGGAUCAAAAUCUCGAUAUCUCUGCUUUUGUAGAUUUCACAAGACUAACGCGACAUAUUAACGAAUAAUAAGAGAUUAAUUUGAAGUUAAGUUAUAUAUGUGUUUUUAACAUACAUGAAUACACGCAGAGAAAUAACUCACUUGAUUAACUUGUCGAAUAAAUCGCGCAAAAUGAAUUACGGUUUUCGUUUUCUAUGCGCAUAUUUAUCGUUGAAUCAAUAAAGUCAUUGCUUCUCUCGGUUGUUAUAUGAAUAAAUAUAAAUUAUCAAACGCUGUUGUGUAAUUGCACAUUAUUAAGUUUGUAUCGAUAAAUGGAACGUGAUUUUCGUUACGUACGCCGAGCCUUGUUAAAUGUUUAAUUCGAUUUGUUUCGUAAAUGCGACAACGAUUUGAGUUCUUUUGAAGUGACCCGAACCUUUCAUAAUGCUCGAUCGAUUUGAGCUUCCAUUAAUUACCAUCGUUGUUGACGAUAAUUUAUGCAUCGAUAAAAUUCGGAGCGAAAAAGAGCCGCGUUUUCCCCAGGAAAAUCGAACAGGUGUCGAUCCGCUGGCUAUUAACAUACCGGCAAUGAAAUGCAUAAUUUAAGGACUUUAUACAACAUUUAUGACGUAUGAUUUCCAUUUUAUUAAUCUACUGUCGGGUUAAAUAAUGACGCCAAAGAGCACGCGCGACGCAUAAUUAUUUACAUACCCUCGUAACUCGGACAUGCGAAUAAAUUAUACGUCUGAAAUCCCUCGCGUAAACGGCCCGCAAAAUAUAUACCUAAAUGUCGAGAUGAUACUUCGUCGAUUAUACAUCUGACCUAGUGUGGAUGAAAUCGCGCAAAGAGAUGUGUGUGCGUUCGCGAAUGUGUGCGUGAAUGAUCCUAUUACAUACGGAUUACCGUUACACUGACACUGCUGCGCCGUCGUGUUGCUAGCGAGAGAAAAUUCAUCCCGAAUUUUUUUCCAGCGUCCAAGCAUAUUGGACCUCCCGCUUUUCCCGUUCUCAUCGUGAACAUGAUCAAUGGCAAAUGUCAAAGUAGUUUCGGGAUCAAAUUUUCUUAUCAACACGCAUCUCUCACCCUCUUCCGAAAGCGUCAUCGGAUUUCCGGUCCGGAUAUCCAAUGAGCGAAACCAAAAAAAAAAAAAAAAAAAAAAAACUU